Messenger RNA from Nicotiana tabacum (common tobacco), 915 nucleotides. NCBI's taxonomy places the organism in Eukaryota, Viridiplantae, Streptophyta, Magnoliopsida, Solanales, Solanaceae. The record is from RefSeq and is a predicted model, not a curated record.
CGUAGGAUCAGAAUCAACGGCUUGGAUAAUUCCCAGCACUUUUUACCUCUUCUUCUUUCCCCUAUUUCAAAUUCAAAUCUCAUCAUCUCUUCAACGGCUAGUUUCUUUUCUUUUUCAUUCUCUUCUCUCUUCUCUAACCCUAUCCCUAAAAUCCACCAUUUUUCUCAUGUACUAACGAUGAAGCACAACGUACAACAACCAAGAAGCACAAUCUUAAGGGAGAAUCACGAAGCGAUGCCGCCGGCGAGUCCAAACCCUAGCUCUACUACGAAGCAGCAGCAGAAAUGGCUGACGCCACCGCCGUACCGAAAGAACAAGUCGUCGUCUAAAGAGAAUGCUAAUCCCAAUUCAGAUCUGAAUUCCUCACCGGCUGUUACCGGUGUGUUAAAAAUGAAGAGUCCGUUACCACCUCGGCACCCUAAUUCCAAUCCUUUAAAGCGGAAGCUCAGUGUUGAAUCGGAGAACGGUGUCACCGUUGCUGCGGGAUCUUCUGACUCUGGCGUCAAAGUUAUAGUGAGGAUGAGGCCACCAAUCAAGGAUGAGGAAGAGGGUGAAACUGUUCUCCAGAAGGUCUCUAAUGAUUCUUUGUCAAUAUCGGGACAUACUUUUACAUUUGACUCUAUUGCUGACACCCAAUCAACACAGCUAGAUAUAUUUCAGCUUGUGGGAGCUCCUCUUGUUGAAAAUUGCCUUGCUGGAUUUAACAGCUCAGUAUUCGCUUACGGGCAGACUGGUAGUGGAAAGACAUAUACAAUAUGGGGACCAGCCAACGCAUUGUUGGAAGAAAACUUGGCAAGUGAUCAACAAGGCUUAACACCACGUGUUUUCCAACGACUUUUUGAACAAAUUGAGGAGGAGCAAAUUAAGCAUUCUGACAAGCAGCUCGUGUAUCAAUGUAGAUGCUCUUUUCUUGAG